AUGGCUGUCAUGAGUUGUCUUGGCGCUGUUCUUCUGAUUCUAGCUUUGAACGGCAGUUAUGUACUGACACUGGCCGAUCCAGUUCCCGUUGUGAUGUGGCACGGGAUGGGGGACAGUUGCUGUAAUCCACUGAGCAUGGGCUCCAUCAAGAAGUUGGUGGAACAACAAGUUGGUGGUGGAGUUUAUGUUUUGUCACUGGAGAUUGGGAACAGCAUUGUUGAGGACAUGGAGAACGGCUUCCUCAUGAAUGUCAACAAACAGAUUGAUAUCGUCUGUGCCCAGCUCAAGAAGGACCCCAAACUCCAGAAUGGAUUCAAUGCUCUCGGUUUUUCCCAGGGAGGCCAGUUUCUACGUGCUGUGGCCCAGAGAUGCCCCUCUCCUCCCAUGCUCAACUUGGUAUCCUUUGGUGGACAGCACCAAGGUGUGUAUGGAUUCCCCAAAUGCCCAGGAGACAACAUUACUUUGUGUAACUAUGUCCGUAAACUCUUGAACCUUGGCGCUUAUGUCUCAUGGAUUCAGAAUUUACUUGUACAAGCUGAGUACUGGCAUGACCCACUGAAUGAAGCCGAAUACAGGUCAAAGAGUGUCUUCCUGGCAGAUAUCAACCAGGAGAGGCAAUUCAAUGCCACAUACAAGGCAAAUUUGCUGAAGCUAAAGAACUUGGUUCUAGUUAUGUUUGGUAAUGAUACCAUCGUGGACCCAAAGGAAAGUGAGUGGUUUGGAUUCUACAUUGAAGGUCAAGGCAAAGCCUUGUACAACAUGACUGAAAGUAAACUUUAUCAGCAGGACCUUCUGGGACUAAAGGAACUUAAUGAGAGUGGACGUCUGACCUUGCUGGAGGCACCAGGUGAUCACCUUCAGUUUACAGAUGCCUGGUUUGAGGCUAACAUUCUCAGGUUCCUGAAGUAA
Messenger RNA from Candidula unifasciata, 909 nucleotides. The record is from the annotation of a GenBank genome assembly. Lineage: Eukaryota; Metazoa; Mollusca; Gastropoda; Stylommatophora; Geomitridae.